Molecule: messenger RNA, 895 nt
Organism: Mytilus trossulus (common blue mussel)
Lineage: Eukaryota; Metazoa; Mollusca; Bivalvia; Mytilida; Mytilidae
Exons: 7
Coding region: 96-779 (227 amino acids)
Source: RefSeq, a predicted model, not a curated record
AGGAACUAUAGGUGUGAUAAUCAUUAUAUACAUUGAUAGAACCACGACACGAAAUUAUUAUUUAUCGUAGUUAAAUUUAAAAUCCGUACUGCAAUAUGAUGAAAAAUACUCUAUUUUUGUGGGCUGUUUUAUGUUUUGUACACGAAACCGUAGGGAUCAAAAGGUUUUUGUUUGACAACAGCUGUGAAGAGGGAGAACGACGUUGGGAAAAAUGCUACGGGUGUAUCUGUAAGCAUGAACAACAUUUAGAGUGUUUAGAUUGCCAUAGAUGUAAAGGUCUGAGCUGUAAUGAUCAAACAGAAGCACCAAAGACUCAUGCUCCUCAUAUAACUCAUGCGCCACAUGCAACUCAUGCACCACAUAAAACUCAUGCACCAGUUGUUACCCAUGCACCACAUACCAGUACAUGCGACAUCGUUGCUGUUUUUGAUGCCGUUGCAAGAAAUCAAUUUGUCAAUAACUCACGAGCUGCACAAUGUCCUAACGAUGGUCGCCAUGAUAACGAUGCUUUAGUUAUGACACUUUGCAACGCCCCUGUGAGUUCUAAAUGGGUUGAAGGCGAACAGGUACUUUUAAGGAAUGGGACGUGCUCAAAAUUAGCUAAACCAUACACACCAGUAUUUUAUCAUCCACGACGAAAUGUAAGACAAGCAGGCAUACUUAUAUCAUGUGAUGGAAAUGAGAUCAGGGUUUUCCAUCAAGAAUGCGAUACUACUCCAGAAGUUAGGCAUGUUGAAGCAGAACCACUCGAUAAAAUAUAUAUAUUAACAUGGACUUGAUUAAAGACAAAUUCAAAGUGUAGUUUUUCAUUAUCUAAGAACUUGAAAAAUAUCUAGAUAUAAAGCAUGGGAGAUCUUUCAGCAUAGUCAACAGUUUUGUUUCUCCUGCAACGCAA